Tilletiaria anomala UBC 951 is the source of this 730-nucleotide messenger RNA. RefSeq lists its product as uncharacterized. The coding region runs from base 199 to 648 and encodes 149 amino acids. NCBI's taxonomy places the organism in Eukaryota, Fungi, Basidiomycota, Exobasidiomycetes, Georgefischeriales, Tilletiariaceae. The record is from RefSeq and is a predicted model, not a curated record. The transcript has a single exon.
CUCCUCUUCGCGCACCAGACGCCGUGUCGAUCUCGCAGCGAAGAACGUCGUACAGCUAUGCGACGCCAUCGCACGCUAUCAACGAGCGGCGCCAAGCCGAGAAUGUCGAGAUGCACUCGCUGCCGAGGUGACGAUAGUGCCGCUCACGCCGCCUACCCAUAAUUCCAUCCUCCCUUCCCUGUUGGCUUCCAUUGCGUCAUGGCCGUCCCAGCAUCACAAGGCGCUCAACCACCUUUUUGUACGGAUAGUCUUUAUACGGACACUGUAAGAUGUACCAUAGAAUUUUCCAGCACACAUACUUCACGCUUUGUUGUGGUUAUUUCACAAGAUGCGUUUCGACGAGAGCCAGAUAUAGGGUCAGGCUGCAUGUGCCGUGAUACAGUGAUAAAAGGAAGAGACCCUGGUGCAGCGUGGCGGAGCCAAAGCCGGGUCAUAUUAUGGCGCCGCAGUGUCAUUCUUGCUGCGACCUCCCGAGAGUAUCUUGCCGAUGCGGCCCAUCAACGGGCGCCUUUCUCCGUCGAACUGCUCGUCAUCAUCAUCCCCGUUGGCGUCCUCGCCGGCGCCUUGCGUCGCGCUCGACAUGCCGAUCCGACUCUGCGGACUUGCCGCCCCGGGCUUUGUAGCCGCUACCGCCCUGGCCUCCGCUGAAGGGUUCUCCGAAAUGAGCGCUGGCGCGCUGGCGCGGCUGCUCAAAUCGGCAUGCCCCCAUAUUUGCGGCCGGUCCUCGUGA